CCUCUCUGAUUCUUCAGGGAAGUUCAAGCUGUUGGAUCAGGACCGGGAUGUGCGGGAGCCUGUGCAGUAUUUCAGCAGUGUAGAAGAGGUGGCAAGCGUCUUUCCAGACCGGGUGUUCGUCAUGGAAGCCAUCACCUUCAGUGUCAAGGUGGUGUCAGGGGAGUUCAGCGAGGACAGCGAAGUAUAUAACUUCACGCUACACACGGGAGAUGAGUUAACUCUCAUGGGUCAAGCAGAGAUCCUGUGCGCUAAGACGGUAAAGGAAAAGUCCCGUUUCAACACCAUCUUGAAGAAACUGGGCAAGACUGGCACAAUGGGCAAAACAGGUGAAAGGUAAAAUGCCCUGCUUGAUAUGCAUGAACCAUCGAACAAAUGAGAGCCUAAGCCUUCCAUUCCAGUGCAAGGGAAGCUUCAGUACCAGGAGCCGCCGUUGGAGCUACAGAUGCAGGAGGGCGAGCACACCAUCCGGAGUAUUAUUGAGAAGGUUCGGCUGCCUGUUAAUGUCAUAGUGCCUACUCGCCCUCCUCGCAACCCCUAUGACCAUCACAUUAUCCGUGAAGGUCAUCGGUACAAGCUGGUCAGCAUUAUCUCCAAAACUGUUGUUCUUUGUUGUCUUCUACGUAAGGAGGAGGUCAACCCCUUCCAUUUCUUGCUGCUCACAGACAUGCCCCGUUUUUUCACUCCCUGAGGGUCUUCUUUGUGGAGAUCCCUAUUUUGACAAGUUGGUAAAAGACUGCGCCCUUUACUGCCAGGAACAGAAGUUCAACCCAGAUGAGUAUUCCAAGGCUGUUCGGGAGACAAAGACUGAUUUUGCCGAGGAAUGUGCCAGCCCACGUAAGAUACGGGUUUGCUUGCAGGGUUUCUCGGCUGGCUCAAUAAACUACACCCGUGAGGAGCUGAGUCAGGGCCUACAACGCUUAUCCUUGUGUGUUUACAGCGGGACAAUCUCUAAUGACACCAGUCCCCAGGAUUGUCGAGAGGCCCAGCACCAGGGACUGGGAUCAUCAUCUGACAACUCAGACUUAGAUCGGGAGUACAUGACACCAGAUUGGGUGGAACAUGAUUUUAGGACUCAGGAACAGUUGGAGAUACCCUAUGAAGAACUUUGGACAAACCAGAAUGUGGAAAAUUACUCUGAGCCCAGCAGCAAGCCUGUUGGGCUAGAGAGCGGCAACAAGACCCAGCAUGAUCUUAUCUCCUUUGCAACCUCCCCAUCUCCACUUGAGGGCAAGUCAUGUUCACCACCUCCACCAGCCUUAACUAUCGAUGAAGUAAAGACAGAAGCACCUCCGCCAGUGCCCCCAAAAUCUGAAGCAGUAAGGCAGGAAUGUCGUCUUCUGAAUGCCCCACCAGUGCCCCCACGGGAUGGCCGCCUCUUCUCCUCAUCAUCCAGCCCUCCUGUCCCACCACGGCUUCCGAAAGCCCAACUAUCUCAAGCGCAGUCACCCAGCCUUUCCUACUACUCAUCUGGGCUGCAUGACAUAUCAGGAAAUCGUAGUGGCAGUUGUUCACCCUCCCAGAUUCCUAUUCCUUAUACUGCUACCCUUGUACCUGGGGAGACUGCAAGGCAGGAGAUGCAUCUAACCGGCAGAUGUCCAACAGCAUGGCCUCCACUGCCCAGCCCACGCAGACAUCUUGGUCCGAUUCUUGGGCCUAUGCGGACACCGGUCCAAGUGUGGCCAGCGGUCGCUCUACCCCUCUACUCAGCACGGACACUACCAUUAAGACUUACUACAGCUGCCCCAGGUUGAAACCCCCACAAACCCAAAAACGCUUUGCCCCUUUUGGAGCCUUGAACCCUUUUGCCAACCCAGCCUUUGCUUCUACUCCUUCUUCCUCCGGAGAGUGGUUAGAUCCUCUAGAACACGCUAAAUCCUCUUCAUCUUCCGUCUCAGAUGCCCUGGAUCCCUUCGAUGUCAGUAAUAGUCAAAGCACAUCCCCGGACUGCUCUUCCAUUGGGUCAGAGCUACGAUUCAUUCCUGAACCUGUAUUUAAAAGUGGAGGAUCAGGGACUUCUCCUGCUCCACCACCCCGACCAGCAAAAGGAUUUGAGACCGAAAAUAUUGUAAUUAGGAGCACAGCCCCUCUGUCACCUACCAUUGUAAGAGGUGCAGAGGGAGGGAUCACUAGAGUUUAUCUUACUCAAGGUGUCAUUGAGGUGCCACCAAUCUCAUCCAGGAGUAACAUAGAUGUAUCUUCCUCUCACACACCUGGUGUUCCCAGAGCACCUGGAGACCCUACAGCAUGGCACCCACCGCCUGAUCUAUCAGCUCUGUCAGUGGAGGAAGUCUCAAGGUGCCUCAGGUUCAUCGGACUGUCUGAAGACGUAGUGACGUUCUUUGUGAGGGAGCGUAUUGACGGAAGCAUCUUCGUCCAGUUGACGGAGGAGAUCCUUUCGGAUGAUUUCAAGUUGACUAAACUUCAAGUUAAAAAGAUUAUGCAGUUCAUCAAAGGAUGGAGGCCUAAGAUCUAG
This is a messenger RNA of Staurois parvus, 2473 nucleotides long. The record is from the annotation of a GenBank genome assembly. Lineage: Eukaryota; Metazoa; Chordata; Amphibia; Anura; Ranidae.